Messenger RNA from Trichoderma asperellum CBS 433.97, 387 nucleotides. RefSeq names its product suppressor of hpr1 (gene SOH1). NCBI's taxonomy places the organism in Eukaryota, Fungi, Ascomycota, Sordariomycetes, Hypocreales, Hypocreaceae. Gene Ontology annotation, molecular function: transcription coregulator activity. The record is from RefSeq and is a predicted model, not a curated record. Gene Ontology annotation, biological process: regulation of transcription by RNA polymerase II. Gene Ontology annotation, cellular component: core mediator complex; mediator complex.
AUGGCUUCGGAUGCAACCCGAGAUGUUUCCAUGGGCUCUUCGCCGCCCCCAGUCCCCGCCUCAGACGACGAGCCCAAGUACGGCGGCUACUCGCGCUUCGAGAUUGAGCUCGAGUUUGUCCAAUCGCUCGCCAAUCCCUACUAUCUCAACCAUCUCGCAUCGCAGAAGCUCCUCACUCAGCCCGCCUUCAUCGCCUACCUUGCCUAUCUGCAGUACUGGUCCAAGCCGCCGUACCUCAAGUAUCUCACCUAUCCCGGGCCAACGCUGCGUCACCUCGAGCUUUUGCAGCAGGAGAGGUUCAGGCAGGAUAUCAUGAGCCCAGACUUGGUCCAGAGGCUGGUCGAGGACGAGAUGAAGGCGUCGGUGCAGUGGCAUCGCGAGCCGUGA